AUGUGUGAACAGGCAACUCAGAAAAGCAGGGGUUGUAUAUAUCUUGGAUCAGUGGAGAACAAAGAUGAUUUUCUGUGCCUGGUAUGCUUUAGGAUGGGAGACAGGAAGGACCAACCCUUGCAGUAUGCCUACAUUAGCUUUGGGCGAAGAAAGAAGGUGAAGAUGAACUGGCCCAUGGCCAUUGUCAACCUCAACUUUGAAUCUAUGAAGGACAAUUACCUUGCAACAAUGGUCAAGGUUGAGUUGGAGGAUCACUAUCACUUGCAUCCACACAAUUUGUUCACACAAACCUUGCACAUGCAUGGUGCAGCCCAUGCAUCUGAAUCUAGGAAGCUGGCAGACAGCUUGGAAUUCAUGCAUGGUAACACUAGUCACAGAUUUCCACCCAAUACAUUCAUUGUUGUUGACACACAUUCAGAUGAGUUCACAGGAAUGCUGCAGCAUACAGGAGGCAACAACAUGACCAUCACCAAGAUUGUCGAGGCCUACCUUGGCACAGAAUUCUUGAAAUGCAUGGGAGAGGCUUCGGAUGCUGCAAGGAGUCACCACUCUAUCCUCACUACUGCAAAAUCAAUGAAGCUGUGGUGCAACCUCACCACCAAAGCCAGAGGGGGGUGGAGGGGGCUACUUCUGGUCAGCUGUGGACCUGCAAUCAGGGUCUCCCACCACUUUGAAUCUGUGUUAAAGCUAGUCAAAAGCGACCAGUUUAAAGUCAUGGUUGUGUUUGGAGGGUCCGGAACACUGCCCUCCAUGGUCUCCCAUACUGUGUACUCUUUUAUAGUGGAGGCUGGAGUGUUUGGACAAACAGACCCCUGGUCAGCAAUCUGCCACAUGCUUACCUCAAACAAUGAUGUCUUGGACUACACGAUGGCAGUGGUGGUGUAUGUGACCACUGUCAAUGGUUCCUGA
This is a messenger RNA of Suillus subaureus, 909 nucleotides long. RefSeq lists its product as uncharacterized. The coding region runs from base 1 to 909 and encodes 302 amino acids. The record is from RefSeq and is a predicted model, not a curated record. The transcript is spliced from 3 exons. Lineage: Eukaryota; Fungi; Basidiomycota; Agaricomycetes; Boletales; Suillaceae.